Molecule: messenger RNA, 2112 nt
Organism: Trichoderma citrinoviride
Lineage: Eukaryota; Fungi; Ascomycota; Sordariomycetes; Hypocreales; Hypocreaceae
Exons: 7
Coding region: 1-2112 (703 amino acids)
Biological process (GO): DNA-templated transcription; regulation of DNA-templated transcription
Molecular function (GO): zinc ion binding; DNA binding; DNA-binding transcription factor activity, RNA polymerase II-specific
Source: RefSeq, a predicted model, not a curated record
AUGGAGGAGCCUUCUCUCGUACCAACAGCGAACCCGCUACCUCAUCGGGUGAGGAAGAUGCGCAAGGGAACCCGAAGCUGCGCCGAAUGCCGAAGACGUAAAACCCGCUGCGUAUUUUCCCCGGGGGAACCCGUCUGCGUGCUGUGCAAGUCACGAGAUGGCCGCUGUAUCGAACAGGGAUACGAGGACGUCGGUCUUCUAGACCCUAGAUCUAGCGCACCGAGGAAAAGCCCUACCAAUGGCAAAACCUCUCAAGGCCGGAAUGGGAUAUCUACAGAUCAGCCUCCCAAGUUCUGUGGGGAUGCCGAGACAUCAGAUGUCCUCGUGUCGGAGAGAGCAAACAAUGCCCCGAUCGUGUCACUGCUUGUGGAUGCCAAGCUCUCGACAUCAUCAAAAACUGGAUCACAUGAAGCCUCUAUUACGCAGACAGCCUACAAUAGCUCGACAUACACUCCACUGCUGGACAAAGAUCAGAAGCCAAGGCCUUGGUUCAUCCAACCUCUUGCCAGUAAAUCCGCAUAUGUGUGCUCUACCAUCCGCUCAAUGCUACCCAGCUAUGACACUAUCAUCUCUGUUCUGAUCAAGAACGGGUCGUGGUGGGACAGCUUCCGCUCGAAGGCAUAUGCCAUUUCCGAGGCGCCUUCUCAGACUAUCGAGGCCUUCGCGAAGAGGACCUAUACGAGCAGCAACCCGGCUGAUAUAGGUGCUCUGGCCAUUGCAUUUGCUCGGAGUUUGAACAAGCAUCGCUACCUAUAUACUCUGGUGGAUGACUUGGUCAUCUCUGACAUCAACUAUCUGACAACUGCAGAGGGACUUGAAUGCCUAAUCCUUCUUGCAAAGUCGUAUACCGACUGUGGCCAGCCAAAACGAGCUUGGCUCGUAUGGAGAAAAGGUGCUUCCGCAGCGCAGCUUAUGAUGAGGCUGUGGUGUGCUAUAUAUCAUGGCGACAGAUUCUGUAGCAUGCUCCUUGGCCUGCCUUACGUGCUCAACGACAAUCAUUAUCAGUCUAUCAUCCAAGCUCCCGGAAUGGCGCCAGGCUUCUACUUUGUCCUCCGGUGCGCCAUCCUCUGUGGAAAGAUUAUUGAUCGGAACAUGACCGUCAGCAAGCCUUCUUUUGCGAGAGCUAUGGAGUUGGAUGAAGAGAUGGAAAGCAUUGCGUCGUCGCAGCCUCAGGACUGGUGGGCCAUCCCAACAACCUUGGAUCAGCCGCUUGAACCGUUAGAGCUCAAUGAGCUCAGAGAGCAGCUUCUGCAACAGUUCUACUUCUACUGGGUCAAGCUAUUCCUCCACCUACCAUUCCUGGUAGAGACUACUACGAGCUCGCCGCAUUACUUUAGCAGAAUGGCCUGCAUAGAGGCAGCCAAGCAGAUUUUGGAGAGAUAUCGGCUCUUACGCUACAAGAUGAAGUCAGGGCACUGCCUGUUCGAGUGCAAGACAACAGACUUUGCAUGCUUCACCGCCGCUGUUGUUCUUCUCAUCGGCACGUUCCACAGCAGCGCCCCAUAUCGCUCUUCCAACGCUGUGGAGGAAGAUCUGGAGCUGGUGGCAGAUACCGACAGACUGUUGAUGGCGGAAGAAGUUGAAAACGACUGCAGGGUCGCCGCGCAAUGCCGCAAAGUGCUUCAGAUGCUCAGUGUCAAAGAGCCAGACGCGUCGGACGAAGAUCGGGAAGUCGUCAUCCCGUACUUCGGUGCCCCAAAUCCUCGGCAUGUUGCUAUUCCUCGGUCGGUUGGGCACGCGAGUAAUGACCUCGGCGAAGUGGAUGUUCCUCCACCGCCUCCGUACAACUCCGCCGAACAGCCAGCGGCCAUUUCAGCCGUGGAAAACCCAUGGAGUCUCGAUGGAUUCUCCUUGGAGUAUAUAAGCCAUCGUGGAUUUGACAGGGCCAAUUUGGGCCGACUCGCAGGGGCGGAUGAAGUCGCCUGUAUGCAGGACGAGUCGAUAUCGUAUGCGGCUUCGGCGGCAAUGGAUUGGGAUCCGGGCUGGAGCCGAUUCUGGAUCUCCUUUGAGCGGGUCUCAAUCUCGUUCAUACCUCGGUAUGGAACCGAAAAUUCUCUGCCAUUGGUUGUAACUGCGCCUUUAGAUGAUGAUAUAAUCGGGCGCCGGAUGUGA